Messenger RNA from Lycium ferocissimum, 1894 nucleotides. Its product is annotated as PAN domain-containing protein At5g03700. The record is from RefSeq and is a predicted model, not a curated record. Lineage: Eukaryota; Viridiplantae; Streptophyta; Magnoliopsida; Solanales; Solanaceae. Gene Ontology annotation, biological process: recognition of pollen.
UCUUUUAUCUUUUUGUCUAUACCGACCAUUCACGAUUCCAUAAGCUUUUUGCUUCUUAUUUAAACCCCCUAUCUUUUAUAGCAAACAAAAACUCAGCCUUUCUAAAAUUUCUCCAUGCAUAGUUUUUCUUCCAUUUAUAGUAAAAUAAAGUUCUCAUUUUCAUGGAACUAGUUAACUGUGUAACUCGUUUGAAGUUAACUCAGUUCUUCAUUAUCUCCAUCUUUUUUUCAUAUUUUUGUUUGUUUAAAGUUGAAUCUGUCACACCCAAAGAGCUUUUUAAAGGAUUUAAAGCAACCCCAAAUCCUCAAAUUACGAAAUAUCAACCUAUACUUAGUGAUAUUACUGGUAAUUAUUCACUGAGUUUUCUCAGAGUUGAAAAAGAUCAACUCAGUCUUGCUAUUAUUCAUGUUCAAUCUUUUGAGUCAAUAUGGGUUGCUAACAUGACCCGUUUUGCUAAAUGGGCUGACCCGACUGAGCUGUUCUUUAAUGGUAGUCUUGUUUUGUCUGAUACACGUUCAGGGGUAUUUUGGUCAACUCACACUAAUGGAGACCGUGUUUGGCUUUCAAAUACUUCAAAUUUGCAAGUUCUUGAUAGUGGAGUGACGUCAUCACCUUCUGUUUUAUGGCAAAGUUUUGAUUUUCCAUCAGAUACCCUUGUGGAAAGUCAAAAUUUCACAAGUGAAAUGACUUUAGUUUCGUCCAAUGGGCUUUAUUCUAUGAGUUUGGGCUCUGAUUUCUUUGGGUUGUAUGUCAAGGAUGGGCCGGGUUUGGGUUUGGGUGAUCCGGAUCCGGGUCGGAUAUAUUGGAAGCACAAGGCAUUAGAAGCAAAAGCUCAUGUUAUUGAACGUCAAGGACCUAUUUAUGUUGUACUAAAGUCAGAUGGGUUUUUAGGCAUGUACCAAAAUGAGUCAGUACCAGUUGAUGUAGAAUCUUUUAAUAGUUUUCAACAACCCGUAUUAGGCGUCCGUCGAAUCCGAAUUGAACCGGAUGGAAAUUUAAAAGGAUAUUUUUGGGUCGGGUCAAGUUGGGUAUUGGACUACCAAGCGAUAAAGGAGACAUGUGAAUUGCCUAGCUCUUGUGGGGCGUACGGGCUCUGUCAUCCAGGCAAGGGUUGCUCUUGCCUGGACAAUAGCACGGAUUAUAGCUCCAGAGGGUGUGGCCCGCCAGAUAAUCAGGGCCCCCGCGACUUUUGCGGGGCCUAUGAUCAUCAUAAAAAAUACAAGGGGUUGUCAAGAAAUGGUGUUGAGUUGCCUAAUAAAGAGUUAGUGGACUAUCAAAAGAUGGUUACUUUUCAAGAAUGUCAAAGUGCAUGUGAAGGGAAUUGCACAUGUUGGGGUGUGGUGUACACUAACACAUCUGGAUUUUGCUACAUACUAGACUACCCCAUACAAAGUUUAGUAGGGGUAGGGGAUGAAUCCAAGAUGGGAUUUUUCAAAGUGAGGGAGGGUGUAGGGAAAGAUAAGAGGGAGGUGGGGUUAGGGGUAGGGGUAGGGUUAUUAUGUGUGGCACUCUUGAUAUUAGGUGGGGUCAUAGGGUUAGUGUAUUAUAGAUAUAGAAAAAGAAAAAGAGGAGUUAAUGGAUAUGCAGAAGAAGAUGGAAUGGUAGUUGGACCAUAUAAAGAUUUGGGAAAUGCAAGUUUUAGGUCAAUUGAACUAAGUGAGAGAUGAUUAGAAAAGGAGGGAAAAAAAAAAACUAAGUGAAAGAUGAGGUAAGGGAUGACAUCUUUUGAGAUAGAGACUUCAUCAUACAAUAUAAAUUCUUACUAUAUGGUUGAAGUGGGGCCCUUUAUAGGGGUUUUGGCAAGUGGGGCCUAGUGCGACACACGUUUGGAGGUGCUUUUUGAAAUGGACAUUAUCCAAUCAAAGGGGUGGAAGAUUGAUGGUCAAAGGACAAA